GGUGCCAAGGGCCUCAUCAUUUUCUCCUGGCUUCCUUAAAAGCUUUGGGAACACAAGCCCCUGCGGCUUCUCAGUGAUUCAUCUGGAUGCCAAAGCUGGGAAUCAGGCUCUCCUGCUGUCUGGAACAGAUACAAGGUGGACACAGUUUACUCCUCACUACAAUCAUUCCCAACUUCCAGUUUAAAGAUGCCGCCUUACCCACGGCUCGUUUCCCGUCAAAAUACGUGUGCAAUGUUUUACACUCAACUACAAAUCUGGAAAAAUGAUCCAAGAGGGGUUCAUUUAGUGGAAGUUUACUAUCCCCAAAUGGUCCCCAGGCACCUCCUAGUAAGAGUUCAGAAACUUCCCUCUUCCAGACUCCGCAGCAGGUCAAGGGUUGUUCUGGAGCACCGCCCAUUCCAGACCCAAGGUCCUUUUCCGUUUCCUCCCGGUGCGGGCUCUGUCCAGAUCUCCGGACUUCUAUAGAGAAGCCAAACUGGCUCCGUGCAAGGCCAGUUGCUGUAGAUGCAAGCAACCUGUGAACUCAGGCCAACUCCUAGAGACUUUACAGAAGGCAAAGGCUUACCAGGACACACAGAGGCUGUGGCCAACUGCCCAGGGGGCGGAGACUACUCUCUGCUCUCAGUUGCCCUUCAGGUUCUGCGCCCUGGGGACCUGGCAGUAGCAGAAUCAUGUGGGCACCUGAAUCCACUUUGACACAUGGCCCUUUGGCUCUCCAAAGCAGUGUCUCUUCAUGGUCCAUGCUGGUGAGGUCCUUAAGAGCACAGAAGCCCAUGUCAGCAGAUAACCAGCCUACCGGAGGCCAAGAGGUGUUCUGGAUGGAUGGCAGCUGGAAGCCCAUCUCCAUAGCCAGCUCAGCUUCAACACUGAAGCAUUUACCUGGGCAUUAAGUAAUGAAAAUUUUGAAACCAUAUAUGAGGAAUACAUCCAUCUCGUGCUACUUGUGUUUCCUUCUGAACAGUCACUUUUUAACUGAGGCUGGCAUUCAUGUCUUCAUUUUGGGCUGUGUCAGUGUAGGUCUCCCUAAAACAGAGGCCAACUGGAUAGAUGUAAGAUAUGACCUGGAGAAAAUCGAAAGUCUUAUUCAAUCUAUCCAUAUUGACACUACUUUAUACACUGACAGUGACUUUCAUCCCAGUUGCAAAGUUACUGCAAUGAACUGCUUUCUCCUGGAAUUACAGGUUAUUUUACACGAGUACAGUAACAUGACUCUUAGUGAAACAGUAAGAAACGUGCUCUACCUUGCCAACAGCACUCUGUCUUCUAACAAGAAUGUAGCAGAAUCUGGCUGCAAGGAAUGUGAGGAGCUGGAGGAGAAAACCUUCACAGAGUUUUUGCAGAACUUUAUACGGAUUGUCCAAAUGUUCAUCAACACGUCCUGAGUGAGGCAGGCCUCGUCAGUGUUUCUGUUAUGAAGACACCACCGCCUGCUGCUCAGAGGCAGCGCAGCUCCGUGCAUUUGUGAUCUGCUGGGAAAACAAAGCUUCCUAACAAGGAGCUGAUAAGCCACUUGGAUCACAUGAACUCUCAGAAAUGAAGAGAGGAAGAGAGCUCCUCUCGGACUUAUGUUUGCUUGCUUAUUUUUAAUUUAUUACUUCAGUUGUACAUAUUUGUAAUAUAACAGAAGAUGUGGAAUAAACUUGUAUGCCUAUUUUAUCAAUUGACAUUUAAA
This is a messenger RNA of Arvicanthis niloticus (Nile rat), 1672 nucleotides long. RefSeq names its product interleukin 15 (gene Il15). Gene Ontology annotation, molecular function: cytokine receptor binding; cytokine activity. The record is from RefSeq and is a predicted model, not a curated record. Gene Ontology annotation, cellular component: extracellular region. Gene Ontology annotation, biological process: neutrophil activation; positive regulation of tyrosine phosphorylation of STAT protein; positive regulation of cytokine production. Lineage: Eukaryota; Metazoa; Chordata; Mammalia; Rodentia; Muridae.